Effrenium voratum is the source of this 957-nucleotide messenger RNA. The record is from the annotation of a GenBank genome assembly. NCBI's taxonomy places the organism in Eukaryota, Dinophyceae, Suessiales, Symbiodiniaceae.
AUGGUUGCCAUUUCAAGUGACUGUGGCGAGGAGUGCAAUGGGGGGGAUGUGAGGAACUUGGACGGAUCGACUCCGGGCCCUUACCCCGAAGAUGCGGAAGAAACCGGCCACCAGGACAUCAAUGGGUCUGGCAAAGGCAAGAGGAAAGGCGGAGACAAAGGAGGAGGCAAAGGGGGCAAAGACAAGGGAGGCGGUGGAAAGGGCAAAGGCGGCGGAGGUGGCAAAGGCAAAGGCGGCAAAGACAAGGGCGGAGGCGGAAAGGGGAAGAAAGGAGGUGGCGGAGGUGGCAAGGGCAAAGACUGCGGGGAGCUUACUGAGCAGCACGAUGCCGGGGAGCCAGUCGGAAUGUGCCCGGAUUGCCAUGAGGCCGGCGAGUUGCUGUUGCUUUUGCACAAGACUGGCAGCGUGGGCAACUUGUUGGGCCAAAGGCCUCCGCAGCAUUCCCGCGACUUCAAGCGGGACAACGUAAAGAUGGUGCGCACCAUGAGCCGCGACGUGCUCACGCGGCGCCGGGAGUCAGAGAAGUCUGCAGACCCUGACUUCAAGCUCCGGCAGUUUGCGAACGUCGCCUCCAGAUUGCAUCAAGCUCCUCAGAGGCUCCAGGCCACAGCGUCGACGCCUGCGAAGCAGAGGUCUCUCAGCAUCGGCUUCAGCCCUGCCAAGACCAGCCCGGGCCAGAGCCCUUGGGCCCGGGGACCACUGCGCAGCUGCAACCAGCCGGUGACCAAGCCCCGACUUGAUCGAGCUGAAGCAGGCAAGCGCGAGAGCCUCAAGGGCAAAGAGAACCGGCCUGGAGCGAGGCUGCUCUUCUCACCGCCUCCGCGAACGGAGGCGAGCAGCGAGCAACUCAGCGUCUCGAGGUGUGAAGAUGGCGACAGCGACUGCAGCGCACCAGGCUGGUGGCCUGCGUCUGACCGACUCGCCUCUGAGUUCUUCCAAAGCGGGCGCCUGCGGUGA